AUGGAGAGAUCAGUGGUGAAGUUCAGUCACUGUCAGAAGGAGAUCUUCUGCUUCUCAGUGCCAGAGGACUGUCCAGCAUGUGGAGAGAGUCUGACAGGGAGGAGGCUGGAGGAGGCACCAGUCUGUCUCCCUUCUCCUUUCACCAAUGGACACAAGACCUCCUGCAGUUUCCUCCUCACCUGCCCGCAGGAGAACCUCGACAGAGACAUUGAUGGACAGUUUGAGCUCCACACAGGGAUCUCUGACACCAGAGGUGCGGUGUACAACUACACACAGUGUGGGGUUCGUGUGGACUGGUCAGGCUGGGAGAGGUGUCUUCAUGUUCCGCUGGUGAGGCCAGAUAUGUUUAACCUGCAGGCCCAGUGGGACCAGUACCUGCAACACUUCUCCAGAGCUCCCAUGUGGGAUCCAGUGUGGCACAGGUUCGACGAGGAGAGCCACAACUGUUUCAGUUUCUGUCUGCGCUUCAUGAACAGCGUGCUGGCCAUGCAGGGGAGCGCGUGUGUCACCGGCCAUCAGUUCACCCGCAGCUUCGUGCUGCCGCGCGUGAAGAGGGCGUCCAAAUACACCACGCUGUGCCGCCACAUCGGCCAGCGGCGCUUCUAUCUGACGGGCAGCAGGAGGGAGGAGGAGGACGAGGAGGACGACUGCAACUAG
Molecule: messenger RNA, 657 nt
Organism: Lampris incognitus (smalleye Pacific opah)
Lineage: Eukaryota; Metazoa; Chordata; Actinopteri; Lampriformes; Lampridae
Gene: mkrn2os.2
Product: MKRN2 opposite strand, tandem duplicate 2
Exons: 4
Coding region: 1-657 (218 amino acids)
Source: RefSeq, a predicted model, not a curated record